Thrips palmi is the source of this 3766-nucleotide messenger RNA. RefSeq names its product sex peptide receptor-like. The coding region runs from base 88 to 1350 and encodes 420 amino acids. Gene Ontology annotation, molecular function: G protein-coupled peptide receptor activity. Gene Ontology annotation, cellular component: membrane. NCBI's taxonomy places the organism in Eukaryota, Metazoa, Arthropoda, Insecta, Thysanoptera, Thripidae. The transcript is spliced from 4 exons. Gene Ontology annotation, biological process: G protein-coupled receptor signaling pathway. The record is from RefSeq and is a predicted model, not a curated record.
UUGGGCGCCUCGGCGGGCCGCGGGGCCGUGCGGCGCGGGGGCUGGUGGUGGUGCUGACCACCAUGGUGACCACCAUGCCCAGGUAGCAUGCUGGCGCCCACCCCGUCCCCGGCCAUGGACGCCGUGGACGACAUCGCCACCACCGCCGACUACUACAACGCCACCAAUGGCACGGACCCCGGCGGGGGUACCUCCGUGUACUGCGGCGCGGGGCUGGAGUCGUUCCAGUCGAGCUACCGGGCGGGCCAUGGCAUCAUCUCGCUGCUCGUGUGCCUGUUCGGCUCGGUGGCCAACGGCCUCAACAUCGCCGUGCUCACGCGCCGCGAGAUGGCCUCGCCCACCAACGCCAUCCUCACGGGGCUGGCCGUGGCCGACCUCCUCGUCAUGCUGGAGUACAUCCCCUUCGCGCUGCACAUGUACCUGCUGAUCCGGCCGCCCUCCGAGAAGUACUCGUACCCCUGGACAGUGUUCGUGCUGUUCCACUCCAACUUCGCGCAGGUGUUCCACACCAUCUCCAUCUGGCUGACGGUGACGCUGGCCGUGUGGCGCUACAUCGCCGUGGCGCACCCGGCGCGCAACCACGAGUGGUGCAACAUGCGGACCACGGUCAUCGCCAUCUUCUCGGGCUACGUCAUCUGCCCGCUGCUCUGCAUCCCGGUGUACCUCACCUUCUCCAUCCAGUCCAGCGUGGACGCCAAGACCAACGCCACGUACUACUUCGUCAACCUCAGCGACAUGGGCAAGUUCCACAACGGGCUACUCAAGAACAUCAACUUCUGGGUGUACAGUGUGGUGAUCAAGCUGGUGCCGUGCGCCGCGCUCACCAUCCUCAGCCUGCGGCUCAUCUUCGCGCUGCUGGAGACCAAGCGGCGGCGGCAGCAGCUCUCCAUGGGCAGCUCGGUGCACCAGGCGCUCAACGGCGGCGCGUCGGGGGGCGGCGGCGGCGGCAAGCGAAAGAGCAGCCGCCGCGCCAAUAAGAGUCAGCGGCUCGUCGAGAAGGAGAAGCAGACCGACCGGACGACCAAGAUGCUGCUGGCCGUGUUGCUGCUGUUCUUGAUCACCGAGGCGCCCCAGGGCCUCCUCGGGCUGCUCAGCGUGCUGCUGGGCAACCAGUUCUUCCAGGAGUGCUACGUCAAGCUGGGCGAUGUGAUGGACAUCCUGGCGCUCAUCAACUCCGCCAUCAACUUCAUGGUGUACUGCUGCAUGAGCCGGCAGUUCCGCAACACGUUCAACACGCUGUUCCGGCCGCGCCUGCUCAACGCCUGGACCAUGGUGCCGCAGACCAACGGGCACGAGGACGGCAACGGCCACACCGUGGGGGUCACCAUGACCCAGGUGACGAACGUGUAGCACCGGCUCCGGGGCCACACCGCCUGCCAGCCACUGUAAGCACGCCGCGCCGCCCCAGGCCGUGGAGCAGACAAGUCGGAGAGCAUUGUGGUGGCGGAGCUGCCUCCACUGGAGGCUGUCAGAAUCCCGGACGCGUUUUGAGCUCCAGAGUCACUAACGGGGUCUCGAAUCGAACGUGUGGCCCCACCAAUAGACUGCUCUCCGAACGAGGAAUCCAUUGAUGGGGUCACACGCUCAGUUUUGAGUCAAAACGCGCCCAGAGUUUAAGCCGCCUGCGCGGGUCUCCUGGCCCACUGUGCUGCGGUGGGGGGAGCUGCCUCAGUGGAGGGGGACUGUCGCCAGUGGAGGGGGGAGCAGAGUGGGGGCGGGCUUGUCCCCCCGUGUCGGCCGACCCUGGCAGCUGCAACGCGACAAACUCCCGACCCACCGUGUGGCCAACACAGUGUGCCAGCACUCAGUGACACAGCUAUUUCGGUUUUUCGAGUGCUGGCGUGACGACAACGGGACCUCUGCUCUUAUCAGGCCGGGUGGCGGGCGUGCCGGUACAGUGGUGGCGGUGUGUGGCCCCGCUUCAGGCCCUGCGUUCCGGCUGCGAGAUUUCGCGUCGCCGGGGCCCUUUUGGUCUCUGUGGCGCCAUCGUCCGCGGACGCGCGGCUGGAGGAGAAAUCCCCUCGAGGCUGUCUUCCAAACAGGUUUCAUGGACAGACUAGCUGUGUCGGACUCACGCGCGGGCUGAUUACGUAUCAGUGCGCCUAGGGACGAUAACAAACCCCCGUGGGUCUGUGACUCACCUAGUAGUGUUACCAGGCUGGCCUGAAGCUUUUUAAAAACACCAAAACUAUUUUUUCUAAUUACUACGUUAAAAGGUAUGUUUCUUUCUGUAUGGACGUGAGCAACACUGCGCCGAGUGGUCGGCGGCAGUGUUUUAGUGGGUGAGGAAAAGUACGUGGUGGGUUACCUCGUUGUGCGAGCGUGGGCAGGCUGCAACGAACCCCGGCGGAACCUCCGGGCACUACCUGCCUGAAUAAUUUAUUUCGACGGUGUUGACGAAAUGGGAGAGCAGCGGUCCCCUGUGAUUUGCACCACUCAGUAGGAAGCGUGGAGCCCGCUGUUGACCUUGGGCGAGCUAGCAGAGCUCAGCAGUGCUCAGCACACCACGAAACCGCCUUGUAUAUCAGCCCCCUGACCGCAGAGACGGGUCGGGUCGUCCGGCCCGUCGCUCGUCGGCUCCAGGACCGGCUUACCGGGACACACUGCGCCCACACUGUGCACAGCAUUCCAAAGCCGGGCUGCGGCGCCAGAGGCUGUUUGAAGCAUCGCUGGCUUUGCAUCAUUUUUCACUAAUGAAACGUGAUGGCUGGUUCAAGGGGCAGAAAAACCAUACGCCUUGCUUAAUUUUACAACUGAUGGGAUCUGUUUUCAAUUGGAUCUAUUCACCCUAAAUAUAAAAUUUUGGCUUUUGCUCACUACUUUUACCGUUGGUUCCGUUGAAACAGCUGGUGUGUGAAAAGGAUGCAAAUUGUGAUUGGGUGCAGGCGGUCUCUACUUCCGCGUGGCUGUGCUCGGCGGCCGAGCAAUUUCAUCCCAAGGCCGCCGGCGGUUCCUCUAAAAGUAUUAAUUUGAAUUCGUUGGCCUUGGUCGACGUGUGCAGUUGCCUGCGCGCUUGCUGAGCUGCUCUCCACAUAUUCAGCAGUCGGAUCAACUCCACUCAUUUUUUUUUUUUUUAGUUUUCCGUUUCAUUUUUUUAAAACAAUUUGAGAAGUUUGAAGACAAACUAAUGGAAAAUCGUUCUAAAAAUUCGUUAUCAUGGACAAUUUAUUUUUGAAUUAAAGGUCUUCAGUGAAAAAAAACGUGGGGUCGUUAGAAGGAGUGCCCAUGCUCACAAUGUCAGAACCACUCUUGUGAACUGUUCCUGCGGGUCGUCGUGGAAGAAUGUGAGGACUCGCAUGAUUGGCUGCUCAUGUUCGCCACUUUGGUCAUGGAACGUUAUUUAUCGACGCUAAGGUUUUGUACUUAGAUGUAAUGCUGUGUUCAUUGUACAGUUUGUUAACACAUGUUCAUAAAGAGAAGGUAGUACUUUUCCGAACGAGUGCGUUAUUCCCGAUGUGUACAUAUUUUCGAUUUGUAUCUUUUAUUUUUGAGUAUUUGUAACCGAAGAACAUGGCGCGCCCGAUCCACCUGAGCCCGGAUUCCUGCGAGCCAUUUUCUUCGGAACGUAGUGACUUUUGUGUCAUCUACCGUUUACAAUUUAUUACGCGUAUAUUUGUUGCCAUGAUAUGGUCAAGGUUCAACAUGACAUAAUUAAAUAAUUUAUAAAGUAUUUUCCUGAGUCUUACACGUUUCAAGCUCUACCGCAGUUUUAACCGAUUGGCAUAUUUUUGUAUUUAAAUUAAUAAAGAGUACUUUUGAUUACUUA